AUGAUGAACAAAUUGAAAAAGCUAAAGAGCGGUAAGCGUGGUUGUUUUCUUCAUCAGCCUAUACUCACCACCACUGCUGUUGAUGAACGCCACUUGCUUCAAACCGUGAAUGAUUCGUUAAAAGCUAUGAGAUCUGAGGGCGUUUUGAUAGAUCUCACUCUAUACAACUACCCAUUCGGGGAUUUAGCCUUAAACGUGGCAUUUGAUGUUAAGUUGGCCCAAGAUCUGCUAAUGUCCGUGACUAUGUGGGUUCCUGGUAUCGUUAAGUUGGAUUGUAGGGGAAUGAUGAUAUAUGCACUGGGCUCUGAGCAGUUUGUAACUGCGAUUAUUGAUGGAAAUGCAGCCUAG
This is a messenger RNA of Prunus armeniaca (apricot), 348 nucleotides long. The record is from the annotation of a GenBank genome assembly. NCBI's taxonomy places the organism in Eukaryota, Viridiplantae, Streptophyta, Magnoliopsida, Rosales, Rosaceae.